Heterobilharzia americana is the source of this 3621-nucleotide messenger RNA. The record is from the annotation of a GenBank genome assembly. Lineage: Eukaryota; Metazoa; Platyhelminthes; Trematoda; Strigeidida; Schistosomatidae.
AGCAAACUAAUUAGAAAAUAUAACAAACAAGGAAUUACAGUUAACACUAGUGAACAUUUAUAACAAUAUCAGGCUAUCAGAAAAGCCGAAUUAACAAUAUAUUAUUCAAUUGUAUGCCAACUAACUACGAUUCCAAAGUUUAUGCUAAUUCCAGUCAUUCAUGUUGCAUAUUAUGUUUGGACUAUCAGAAGAUCGAAAUGAAUCGACUUGUUUUCAGUCAUCACCUUUAUCUUCCCAGUCAUUAUCCUCUCCUCCAUCAUCAUCAAGAAGAUCUAAUCGAACAAUAGUGAGUGCUAAACAAAAAUUCAAUACAAGUGAUGAAGAAACUGCUGCAAUGCAACCAUCGACUAUCCGUAAAAAUAAUUAUGAUAAUGAUGGCUGUCUCCACCCCAUUUGUGAAAAGACAAAAACACAGGAAAAAUGUACUAAAGGAAAUAAGAGUCAACAAAAGUAUUCUUGUAAUCGAAUGUUUAGCUGUUGUGUUCGUCGAAAAUCAAAAUCAUCGAAAAAUUCUUCUUUUUUUACUAGACUGAAUGAUGAUAACACUACCAACGAUAACAAUGAUCAUGUAGAUAAUGAGAAUAAAUCACGAUUGAUAUCGGAAUCUCUGGAUACAGAAAACAACGAUAUAAGUAGUGCAGAAGAGGCUACUUUGAGACUAAAGGAUUGUUUUAAAAAUUAUGAGGAGCGUCAGAAAUAUAAGUCUAUAAUCCAAGAUACUCCCUUAUAUCAAAUAUAUACGGAAAAGGUUGCACGUAACGAAUCAAAACGUGACGCUCGACGUUUAUUGGCUGUCGUACAACCUGGUUCCUUGCAAAACCCAUCAAAUAAUUUAAAAUUUGAUGAUGAAUUAUUCGCUGCAAUAGAUGGUGAUGAGUCGGAGUUAAAUAAUCAGUAUUCAUCGAAAAUAUCAAGUAAGGGAGCAAACAGUCCACAACCAUCAGUUCAUAUGAGUAACUCUGAACAAAAAAAUCCUGCAGUUCAUUCACCGGAUAGUUCCAGUUCUCGAACAGGUUCAAGAAAUACUGACGCAAUGAAAGCAUCAUCGUAUAAACGUAGUCAUUCCAAUUCAUCUGGUAGUGAAAAAAAUGGAAGUCGGAGAUCCCUUCCUAAGCCAAGAAGACAAACUCAUGAGGUUCGUAGUUUUGUGAAUGAAGUCGCUGGUACUGGGCCAAAUCGGGUACAGUGGUGUGCAAUGCCUCAGGUGGUUAGUGCAAGCCUAGCUAAAGACCUUCCUGAUUAUCAAAGAAAGUUGCAAGAAGCAUUAUUUGAAGUUAUAACCUCAGAAGCAUCUUACUAUCGUACUCUACACAUUUUAAUGGAAAAGUUCUAUAAAGCCCAGUGUAUGCAGCCAGAAUCAAAAUCGUCUGUUAUAACUGCCAUACAGAAACGUCACUUGUUCUCAAAUAUAUCAGAAAUAUUUUUUACCAGUGAAACAUUUCUUCGAGAUAUGGAGUUAUAUUUCCUUCAAAAUCCAAUGAUACCCCAACUUUGCGAAAUUAUUUAUGAGCAUGCUGAGUUUCAUUUCGAAAAUUAUGUGAAAUAUGUACAAAACCAAAUGUAUCAACUGAGAACUUUGUCCAAGCUUCUAUCAUCUCCUGCUUUCGUAGAAGCAGUUCGUUCAAUACAGCAGCAACCAAGUUGUGGAUUCUUGGACCUGAAUUCAUUCCUGUUACUUCCAAUGCAGCGUGUAACACGCUUACGCCUUUUACUGGUUGCUAUACUACAUUAUGCACCCAAAAACAGUGUUACUUACCAAGGUGGCUUGGUAGCCCUUGCUUCUUUAGAAAGAGUAAGUUAAUAUCAGAGUUACUAUUUUCCUCAGUAACACUAGUAAACUUUUGAACGAAUGCGGAUGUACAAUUUUGUGGGGGACAAAAUGUAUGGUAAGCAAUCAAUGAAUGACCCACUAAACUCUAGGUAAAGCCUGUAGUAAAAUGAAUGUGCAUAUAUCGGAGCCUAAUUUCCAGUUAACGGUUCAAGUCAAUCUGCUGAAUUCUGUUAUUUGACCUAAGGUGGUAUCAUUUUAGUGGGUCAAAUACACAUGUUUGACCUUCUUAACAUUCAUUCCACUCAGGCUAUAUAACUGAUCACUAAAAUGCUAAGAACGCAUGUGUUUUUGAACAUAAAAACUGAAAUCAUGCAAGACUGAUUUCUUCGAAAGUUGUUUGAAGUACUGUUUAGAAGUGAAUUCUUUCAUAUUUUGCGUAAACUGAUAUACGUCAACUAAAUAUUUUGUUAAGAAUACUCGUAUAUUUGAACAUGAUCUGACAAUUCUUAGAAUGGUUCGCUACAAUAAAUAUUCAACAACCAUUUUUUUUUACAAAGGAAUAUACUUACUUUUAUGUGAUUUGCCAUAAACUGACGAUAGCAAAACAUUGUUACUUUUUGAAUUGAAUAUCUAUAAAUAUUCCUAAAUUCUAUUUUGACGAUAAAAAAGCUAGAAAUUUGUUAGUUCACGGAUUUUAAUCCAGAAGUAAAAAUGAACCUACCGAGAAACAGUACAUUUCUUAUAGAAACUGUCAGAAACUGUAAGAUAGUGUCACGUAAAACAUGACAGAAUUUCACUUAUCUUUGCAGAUUCCGAAGACUCAGUUAAUAUUUUCUACUAGAAAAUUAUCUUAACUCAAGAUUUACUGGAAGACAUAUAUCCAUUUUGAAACAGCAACGGUUCCAUUGAGUACCUCAACUGACGAAACAUACCGUCUCGAAAAUAACCGACAAAAUCUUCUGUUAACCAUACACAGUCUAUUAGUUUUGUAAUGGGUACACCAAAUUAAGUGGUUGAAGGACUAGUUGACCAAAUCUGGAGCUACUGUGUUUACUACUCAUUACCAGCAUACCUAUAACAGCUACGCAAUAAAAAUGAAAUUCUUAUCAGAUUGAUAAGUCAGCUAUAUUUUCAGCUUUCAAAUUGAUAUGGGUUCACACUACUCAUUCCUUAUUACUCAACUUGUUUUUACACCCUAAUGCUUUUACUCUUAUUCAACCGUCAGGUUGGUUAUAAAUAAUAAUAUCUUUGAAAUAAAUAACAAAGUGAUUAAUACUUCAGUAAUGUCAACUUUUUCUCGUAAUAACUUUGACUAGAAAAGUAGGCAUUAUGUGUUAAUGUAUUCUUUACUUUAUCAUCCCUUGAAAUUAAAGAAAAGUCAUUCAUUGCUGUCUGUAGCUAAGUUUAAAACGAACGCAUCUAUAUAAUUCCUAGAAGAGUGGUUGACUUAAGAUAGCAUGAUUCAUGUAAUUCAAAAAUGCCAUUAGACUACAUUUCUGCCGGCAUUUGUGGUGGUCUCAGUAUUCACUGAAGCAUAGUUCAACUAAUGUUGUCCACUGUUUGAUAUAGUAUAGAGCAUGGUUUGUUUAACGUAGCAGGUAUGAGCAAUAUUGGCAUAAAUUUGGCUUCCUCACCAAAAGUGAAAUUUACCAACAAUACGCUAAGUAUUCUCAUUAGAAUCAAAUAUAUAUUCCUAUAAGGUAUUAAGUACCUCACCUGGUUAACUAGUUUACUAGUUACUAGUUAAUAGCCGGUCCUAAGCCUGGGUAAAGAGGAAAGGUUGGGCGUCGGGCUAGCAACACUACCCCGGAAAACCAAUCCAAUCGCAAAACAAACUUCAAAGCACAAGG